Messenger RNA from Saimiri boliviensis boliviensis (Bolivian squirrel monkey), 635 nucleotides. It is a transcript of the gene S100A9, whose product is annotated as S100 calcium binding protein A9. Gene Ontology annotation, biological process: peptidyl-cysteine S-nitrosylation; regulation of integrin biosynthetic process; chronic inflammatory response. Gene Ontology annotation, cellular component: extracellular exosome; nucleus; cytoplasm. Gene Ontology annotation, molecular function: calcium-dependent protein binding; calcium ion binding. NCBI's taxonomy places the organism in Eukaryota, Metazoa, Chordata, Mammalia, Primates, Cebidae. The record is from RefSeq and is a predicted model, not a curated record.
CGGAGACAGGGCCAGAGGGCCAAGCAUCCCGGCCAGGAGCUGCUAUAAAUGCGGAGCCCGCACAGCUCUGGCAAACGCUCUGUGUGGCUCCUCGGCUUUGGCAGAGUGCGAGACGGCUUUCGAAAUGUCUCAGCUGGAAUGCAGCAUAGAUACCAUCAUCGACACCUUCCACCACUACUCUGUGAGGCUGGGGCACCCAGACACCCUGAACCAGAGGGAAUUCAAACAGCUGGUGCAAAAAGAGCUGCCAAACUUUCUCAAGAAGGAGAAGAGGAAUGAGCAGGACAUAAACCACAUCCUGGAGGACCUGGACUCAAACGCAGACAAGCAGCUGACCUUCGAGGAGUUCAUCGUGCUCAUGGGAAGACUGACCUGGGCCUCCCACGAGCAUAUGCACAAGGAUGACCACGGCCCCGGCCACAGCCAUGGGCCAGGCCUCGGCGGGGUACAAGGCCAAGGCCACUGCCCAGGCCAAGGCCACGGCCACGGCCACGGCCACGGCCACGGCCACGGCCACUAACCAGGAGGCCAGGCCACCCUGCCACUGCCCAACCUGGGCCCUGGGGCCUGUUAUGCCAAACUGUCUUGGCUGUGAGGCGAGGGGCUAAGGGCAAAUAAAGUCUUCCUCCAAGUCA